Molecule: messenger RNA, 498 nt
Organism: Cyphellophora attinorum
Lineage: Eukaryota; Fungi; Ascomycota; Eurotiomycetes; Chaetothyriales; Cyphellophoraceae
Product: putative ankyrin repeat protein
Exons: 3
Coding region: 1-498 (165 amino acids)
Molecular function (GO): protein binding
Source: RefSeq, a predicted model, not a curated record
AUGUCUUCGACAACACAGUCGCCACCGGAACUGCCGCCAGAAGCAAUCGCUCUGGCGAGCCGCUUCUUCGAUGGGGCGCGAACGGGUCAGGAGGACUUGCUUGCUCAGGGUCUAGCACGUGGCAUACCGCCGAACAUGAUGAACGACAGAGGCGACACUCUUUUGAUGCUGGCUGCAUACCACGGACACGCCUCACUGGUGUCUCUCCUGCUUCGCCACGGAGCAGACCCGAACAGGAUUAACGACAGAGGCCAGAGUAUUUUAGCGGGAGUCGUGUUCAAGAAUGAGGAGCAAUGCGUGAAGUUGUUGUUGGAGGCAGGUGCGGACCCAGAAAUUGGGACGCCCAGUGCCUUGGAUGCCACGAGGGUCUUCAAGCAGGAGCAGUACGAACGGCUGUUCUUGGCGCAGAUUAAGAAAUUGAAGGAAGCGAAAGGAGGUGCUGUGAAUGGAGAUAGCACUGGCCUGGUCAAUGGUCAUGGCGAAGGUGGUGCUUCGUGA